AUGAUUGCUGUUGACAUGGAACCUUUGCGAAAAGGAGAACAUGAAGGAUUUCGGGAUUUUGUAAAUGCUCUCGAUAGUAGAUAUGAAAUUCCUGAUACAACAAUAUUGAAAAAGAAAUUACUGCCGGAAUAUUAUGAAAACGUGAAACAGAAGCUCGUCAUAGCAUUAUCGAAAGCAGAACAUGUUAGUGUGACUACUGACUUAUGGACAUCAAUUGCAAAUGAAGGCAUCCUUUCAGUUACUUGUCAUUUCUUUCACAACGAAAAAUUAAUUGCACCAUUAUUGGAAGUUGUGAAGAUGGAAGGAAGUCAUAACGCAGAAAAUAUAGCCAGUAUGUUGGAUGCUACUCUCUCAAAAUGGGAUAUCAGGUCAAAAUGUGAAGCAAUAACGACUGAUAACGCUCAAACAAUGAUUAACACCGCAGCCAAACUGCAUAUACGACAUAUACCCUGCUUUGCGCACACACUAAACCUGACGGAAGUACCCACCCGCUGGAACAGUGCAUACCACAUGCUGCAAAGAAUUGUUACAAUGAAGACAGAAUUAACUCUCGCACUUAAUGAAUGUAAUCGGGCUCCACCAGGAGUCAAUGCUGACGAAUACCUAAUUAUUCAAGAAACAAUUCAAAUUCUGGAACCUUUCGAUCUAGCUACAACAAAAAUUUCCGGAGAAAGCUAUAUAACAUUGUCACUGAUAAUACCAUUGAUUCGUGGAAUAAAAACGAAAUUAGUAGAAGUUGAAUCUCAAAUUGUUACUGAAAGCGGAAACAAAAUAUUACUCUGCAUGAAGGGAUCAGUUGACAAAAGACUAAGUCCCUAUGAAAGCAGGACACCUGUUGUACUUGCUACAAUAUUGGACCCCAGAUUUAAGAAGAAGGGGUUCAAAACAAGUGACGACGAGAAGCGAGCUGGUCAGUGGCUGGAAAAGGCCUAUGCUAGCCAUUUAACUAAAGAACGCUUGGCUGUAGAAGAAACGCAACCAACACCAUCCACGUCUUCAGGAACAUCUAAUGACCUGUUGGGAUUUCUAGACGUUCCGGACGUAUCGACCCCGUUGAGUAACUCAUUGGUAGAUGUCAGGCAAUAUCUCGAGAAGCCAGUAAUUGACAGAAAAGAGUGUCCUAUAACAUACUGGAAAUACACCAACAAUAAAUUGAAGGAAUUAGCGAUGCUCUAUCUCUGUAUUCCAGCAUCUUCUGUGCCUUCAGAACGAAUAUUUUCGAAGGCCGGACAAAUUUUAACCGAACGCAGAAAUAGGUUAAAAGAAAAAAGAUUAAAUGAAUUGUUGUUUAUAAAACAAAAUAGCUGUUAUUUUAAUGAUUGA
Messenger RNA from Parnassius apollo (apollo), 1323 nucleotides. The record is from the annotation of a GenBank genome assembly. Lineage: Eukaryota; Metazoa; Arthropoda; Insecta; Lepidoptera; Papilionidae.